AUGGGCCCACUCCGGCUGCUGUGGUUGGUCACCAUAGUGGCAAUAACAACCGAGACUCAUGGACUCGUUCAAAACUUAACCAACAAGAGUCUCCCGGCUAUCCCUCCUAACGGCCGCAACUCCUCUGUGACUAAACUGUUGAUGGAGGGGAAUCAGGUGACUCUCUCCGAGGGGGACAAGCUUGCCCUGGCCAGUUAUUCCCAACUGGUGGAGCUCUACUUGGAUGCCAACAAAGUGACCCGCAUACCAGUUAUGUACUUCUCUGUUGUACCACAACUCAGAGUACUGUCGCUGUCCAGGAACCAGAUCGACAGACUCGAACCCAAUGCCUUAUCUGGCCUUGAUGCCCUCAUGGUGAUGAACAUGUCCUACAACCAGCUGACAAGUCUCCCCGCACAACUACUCAGAGGGCUUAAUCAUCUACAGGUAGUGGACCUGCAAGGCAACCCGUGGAAUUGCUCCUGUCCACUGCUGGGCCACAUUGAAGAAAUAAGAGCAUCAGGAGUGACAAUCGCAGGCCCAAAUACAAAAUGCGCUUCACCAGAGGGACAGGCUGGACGGGAUCUCUUUGAAGCGAUAGCUCAGUGCUAUCCAACAUCACCGCCCUCCUCGACUGCACAGCCAACACACACAACUGGUGACUUACUACAAUCGCCGCUGCUAAGCACUUUGCCAGGAAUGAUGCAGACUUCCAGCCAGGACUACAACUUCAAUGGCAAGCAAAUACCCGUGUCUGGAAACACGUGGAAGUUUGCGGCGUGCGUUGUAGCCUUGGCGCUGACUACAUCUAUGCUCAUCGUGUGCGCCAUCAAAGGGCCCUCGUGGUAUCGCCUCUACCAUAACUACCGGCAUCGACAACUGCGCCAAGAAGAAAAUGAAGACAACCACACGGCUUCCAGCAUCUACUCAGAGACCGGGAGAUACAUGAACCAGCAGACGUUCACCUUUGACCGUCAUGGGGCCCAGGAGGAAGAAGAUGCACAGUACUUUGAGGAUCCUUACAUCAGGACAGAGGCGUAA
This is a messenger RNA of Doryrhamphus excisus (bluestripe pipefish), 1020 nucleotides long. NCBI's taxonomy places the organism in Eukaryota, Metazoa, Chordata, Actinopteri, Syngnathiformes, Syngnathidae. The record is from RefSeq and is a predicted model, not a curated record.